Messenger RNA from Limanda limanda (common dab), 1293 nucleotides. It is a transcript of the gene actr1b, whose product is annotated as actin related protein 1B. The transcript has 11 exons. The coding region runs from base 132 to 1262 and encodes 376 amino acids. Lineage: Eukaryota; Metazoa; Chordata; Actinopteri; Pleuronectiformes; Pleuronectidae. The record is from RefSeq and is a predicted model, not a curated record.
GCAGCAGCAGCAGCAGUACACAGUGGAUCUGCGGAGUGACGGCGCGUUAUUCUUUACAUGAUUAAAAAUACUAAACGUGGAAGAACAUACGCACGGAUCCACAGAAACGUAACUUCAAUACCCAGUCCGUCAUGGAGUCCUAUGACAUUUUAGCUAACCAGCCGGUGGUGAUUGAUAAUGGUUCGGGGGUUAUCAAAGCUGGUUUUGCUGGUGACCAGAUCCCAAAAUACUGUUUUCCUAACUAUGUGGGGCGACCCAAGCAUGUGCGCGUGAUGGCAGGAGCCCUGGAGGGAGACCUCUUCAUUGGACCCAAGGCGGAGGAGCACAGGGGCCUGUUGUCGGUGCGGUAUCCGAUGGAGCAUGGGAUUGUGAAGGACUGGAACGACAUGGAGAGGAUCUGGCAGUACGUUUAUUCCAAGGAGCAGCUGCAGACUUUCUCUGAGGAGCAUCCCGUGCUGUUGACUGAGGCCCCUCUCAACCCCAGCAAGAACAGGGAGAAGGCUGCAGAGGUUUUCUUUGAAACCUUCAACGUUCCUGCUCUCUUCAUCUCCAUGCAGGCUGUGCUUAGCUUGUACGCCACAGGCCGUACCACCGGUGUUGUUUUGGAUUCAGGGGAUGGUGUGACCCAUGUUGUGCCGAUCUACGAGGGCUUUGCCAUUCCACACUCCAUCAUGCGUGUAGACAUAGCGGGAAGAGAUGUCUCUCGGUACCUCCGCCUGCUGUUGCGCAAGGAAGGCUACAACUUCAACACCUCUGCAGAGUUUGAGGUAGUUCGCACCAUCAAAGAGAGAGCCUGUUAUCUGUCUCUCAACCCACAAAAGGACGAGACUUUAGAAACAGAGAAGGCUCAGUACGUUCUUCCUGAUGGAAGCACUUUAAAUAUCGGUCCAGCCAGGUUCCGUGCUCCAGAGCUGCUCUUCAGACCCGACCUGAUCGGAGAUGAAAGCUCGGGGAUCCACGAGGUCCUGGCCUAUGCAAUCCAGAAGUCUGACAUGGAUCUCAGACGCACAUUAUUCUCCACCAUAGUAUUGUGUGGAGGAUCAACACUGAUCAAAGGUUUUGGGGAAAGACUUCUCACUGAAGUCAAGAAGCUUGCACCCAAAGACGUAAAGAUCAAGAUCUCUGCCCCUCAAGAGAGGCUCUAUUCCACAUGGAUUGGGGGCUCUAUUCUGGCAUCACUGGACACCUUUAAAAAGAUGUGGGUGUCGAAGAGGGAAUAUGAAGAAGACAGAGCACGUGCCAUCCACAGGAAGACAUUCUAGUCUGGGCUCUGUGAAUGCCCCCAGAACUGCC